Lodderomyces beijingensis is the source of this 1245-nucleotide messenger RNA. NCBI's taxonomy places the organism in Eukaryota, Fungi, Ascomycota, Pichiomycetes, Serinales, Debaryomycetaceae. The record is from the annotation of a GenBank genome assembly.
AUGUCGAGUUUAACACCAAUUUCCACCUAUAACUUAGCCUUGAGGCCAUAUCAACCCGUCCCGGCUAUUGAAUACGACUAUCCGGUCACCGUUAGAAUUAGCUUAGCUGCAUUGGACCCAGAGGCAGUCGAUAAAGAAGAUGAGCCAUCCACGUUGAGGAUCUUGAAGAAGGCCGCAGGUGAUGAUGAGGAAGAGGCAGAGGAAGCUGACGAUGACGAAGAUGACGAAGAUGACGAAGAUGACGAAUUGGACGAAGUCAAGGAGGCCGAAGUCGAAAAGACGAAUGGAAAAGUUGAAGAGGAAGACGACGAAGACGACGAAGAAGAAAAAGACGAUGAAGAGGAAGAUGACAGUGAUGAGGACGAAGACGAUGAUGACGAAGAUGAUGAUGAUGAUGAUGAUGAUGACGAUGUUGAAGAAUUUGUCGUUUGUACCUUGUCCCCAAAAACCCAAUACCAACAAACCCUCGACCUCACAAUCACCCCUCACGAGGAAGUGUACUUUGUUGUGACUGGAUCUUAUCCAAUUCACUUGACCGGUAAUUACGUUGUUCACCCAGACGACGACUCGGACCUUGAUGACGAAUACGACGACGAGUACGACGAUGAGUACGACGAUGACGAGUACGACAUGGCCCCCGAUGAUGACGAAAUCAUCGAUGAGUACGACCAAGCCAAAGAAGAGUCCGCUGAACCGGGUAAAAUCGAGGAGAUCGUUGAAGAAAACGAAAAGAAAAGAGCUGCACCUGAAGAAGAGCCAAAGGAGACGAAAAAGUCGAAAAAGGCCAAGCAAGCGCAAAAGGAAAAAACCGUGCAAUUCACCAAGGACUUGGAGCAAGGUCCAACAGGCUCAACCUUGGUUGACAACAAGAACAAGGCCGACAAGAAAGACAAGAAAGACAAAAAGUUCCCCACUAAAACAUUGUUGGGCGGCGUUGUCACCGAGGACAGGAAACAAGGCUCUGGCCCAGAGGCCAAGUCGGGAAACAAAGUCGGCAUCAGAUACAUUGGAAAAUUGAAAAACGGCUCGGUCUUUGACAAAAACACCUCGGGCAAGCCCUUUGUCUUUAAACUAGGCAAAGGCGAAUGCAUAAAAGGGUUCGAUCUCGGCGUUGCAGGAAUGAGUGUUGGCGGCGAAAGAAGAGUCGUCAUCCCAGCAAAGAUGGGCUACGGCUCCCAAGCAUUGCCAGGAAUUCCACCCAACUCCGAAUUGACUUUUGACAUAAAAUUGGUUUCAAUAAAGUAG